AUGGUAAUGAUAACUUAUGUGACUACAACUGAUACAACUAACCCUAUAACAUUAUCGACAACAACUCUAAAACAGACUCCUGUAUGUGCCGCAGAAUGUCUUAAUCGUAUUGUACGCGCUAUUAUAUUCGGUGUAAUGCCCGUAAUAUCCAUACUCAUUUGUCUUGCGCUAAUUCGUGUCAUUAUCAAUAGAAUUGAAGUUUUCUAUUAUCGUCGACAAAAAAACUCGACUCAACGAAUAUCGUUGUCAGCGUACCAAACAGGUCGUUUAGUUCUUCCCUAUACACCUGUAGCACCUGCCGAACUACAACGGAUUAUUCAAGGUAGUCAUACAACAACAUCAGAAAAUGGUAAACUGAAACAUGGUAGAACAGCCUUGAAUAAUAAUACCUCAAUAUUUUUUCAAACAACUGAUGAUACAAAUACAAAUAAUAAUCGAAAAACAUUCUUAAAAUCGAUCACUACAAGUAAAUCGAAACAACCACUAUCCAAUGCAUUAUCGUCUCUUAUAAUGAAAAGAGAUAACGGUGAAAGUAAUCUGUUUAUGUCACUUUUAGCCACAUCACAAACACCAUCACAAACAACACCAAAAUUGAAUGCAACAAAUGAAAUGAAUAUUAAUGAUAAACAAUAUUUCUGUGUUAGACGCUCUUCUAUUGAAACUGUAUCAGUUAGUUCAUCAGUUCCACACAGAAGUUCAGACAUAUUAGAUUUAUACUACAAAAUAUCAGAAGAGUCUCAAAUAAAUGAACCCGAAACAACGACGAUGAUUGUUCAAGAAUCAACAGAAAACUUUGAAUUUGAUCCAUCGUCUCUCACAUCGUCCGUAAUAGGAUAUGAAAAUAUGAAAAACGAAACGCCAAUUCUAUCACCGUCAGAUAACAAUUGUGAACAAAAUCGUUCAUCUCUCUCAUCAAACGAAUGUUUAGCUGAACUGCAUCAUCAUAGGAAAUAA
Molecule: messenger RNA, 954 nt
Organism: Didymodactylos carnosus
Lineage: Eukaryota; Metazoa; Rotifera; Eurotatoria; Philodinida; Philodinidae
Source: the annotation of a GenBank genome assembly